Messenger RNA from Solea solea (common sole), 2127 nucleotides. It is a transcript of the gene hnf4g, whose product is annotated as hepatocyte nuclear factor 4, gamma. The transcript is spliced from 11 exons. Bases 690 to 2060 code for a protein of 456 amino acids. The record is from RefSeq and is a predicted model, not a curated record. Gene Ontology annotation, cellular component: nucleus. NCBI's taxonomy places the organism in Eukaryota, Metazoa, Chordata, Actinopteri, Pleuronectiformes, Soleidae. Gene Ontology annotation, molecular function: RNA polymerase II cis-regulatory region sequence-specific DNA binding; nuclear steroid receptor activity; nuclear receptor activity. Gene Ontology annotation, biological process: anatomical structure development; regulation of transcription by RNA polymerase II; cell differentiation.
GAGGUUAAUGCCAUUUGAGGUAUUUGUUUUAUAGUGUAUGGGUAGUUAAUUUAGAAAUUCUCUGUGUAGAAUAAAGUUUUAUGAACGAAAGGGUGGGCUGUAAACUCAGGAAGUGUGUUUGUCUAUGGAAGAGCUGAUGGGAGUUAUCAGUGUUUUCCACUUCACUUUGUGUCUUUUAUAGAUUAUAUCUGCUGAGGUGGUGGUGCUAUCACUCCACUAUUGAUUAGAUUAGAAGACUGGGAAGGACACGCACGCACAAACACACACAGACACACAAAUACUGUAAAAACACCCCUGACCCCCCCAACAGCAACCCACCCAUCCAUGUCACACAUGCCGACACACUCGUACAGAAGCAACUCACACACAUGUCAUUCAAAGAAGUGAGAGAAAAAAGAGGGAGUGAAAUCACCCUUUCACCUCUAUCUGUCCAUCCUAGAUAAGUGUGUGAGAGAAGGGACAGAUAAGUAAUGUGUACCAAAGUGAGAAGUCUUAGUCACAGCUCCUCCCACUUCUCCUUGUUCCAGACCCAAUCAGGUGGGAUUAUUGAUCCUUUAUUCCAGGGAUCUCCCUUGUCAUGUCUUUAAGAAUUAGAUGACGCGGAGUCAGGAAGAUAGGGGGGUGAAAGAGAGAACGACACCACAGUGGGAGCUGGUAAAAAAAGUACAAGGAACCAGGUUGAAACAGGAAUGAAGUAUCUCGCUGCUCCUCAGAGUAAAACUCUGUUAGAUAUGGAAGUAGCCAACUACUGUGAAGGCCUUGAUCCAUCAUACAGCACGCUGGGCUUUGAGAAUGCAGAGGUGCUGUGUGGAAGAGGAGAGAGCAUGCCAACAGAACCGAGCCUGGCCGGUCCGGACGGAGUCAGCAGCAACUGCGCGAUCUGUGGAGACAAAGCCACAGGGAAACACUACGGCGCCUCCAGCUGUGACGGCUGUAAAGGCUUCUUCAGACGCUCCAUACGCAAGAGCCAUGUUUACACAUGCAGGUUCAGCAGGCAGUGCAUUGUGGAUAAAGAUAAGAGGAACCAGUGUCGAUUCUGCAGACUCAACAAAUGUUUCAGGGCUGGGAUGAAAAAAGAAGCCGUGCAGAAUGAGAGAGAUCGGAUCAGCUCGCGAAGAAAUAUCCCCGACUCCCAAGACCUGCCACCCAUUACUAUUCUGGCCCAAGCUGAGUCACUGUCCCAACAAAUCACUGUUCCAGUUGUAUUGUCAGACAUAUCAGAGCAGAAGUCGGCCACUGUUGGCGACAUCUGUGAAUCAAUGAGACAGCAGUUGCUGGUGCUGGUUGAAUGGGCCAAAUAUAUUCCUGCUUUUGGAGAGCUGCCACUGGAUGACCAGGUGAGCUUGCUGAGGGCUCAUGCAGGCGAACACCUCUUGCUCGGGGUCGCUAAAAGGUCAAUGCCAUUCCAGGACUUCUUGCUUUUAGGUAACGGCUGUGUGAUACACAGGAACAGUCCUGAAGCAGAGAUAUGUAGGGUAGCCAACCGCGUGCUGGAUGAGCUGGUCCAUCCUUUUCAGAAUAUCCAAAUAGAUGACAAUGAGUACGCGGCUCUCAAGGCUAUUGUCUUCUUUGAUCCAGAUGCUAAAUCCUUGCGGGACCCUUCGAAGAUCAAGGCCAUCCGUCUGCAGGUCCAGAUGAGUCUGGAAGAUUACAUUAACGACCGUCAGUACGACUCCAGGGGUCGUUUUGGAGAGCUGCUGCUCCUGUUGCCCACCCUCCAGAGCAUCACCUGGCAAAUGAUAGAACAGCUCCAGUUCAUUAAGCUCUGCGGCCUGGCCAAGAUAGACAACCUGCUGCACGAGAUGCUGCUGGGAGGCUUAUCAUCAGAGCCCACACACCUGCACCACCCAGCACACGCCCAGCUGACCCAGGAUCCCAUGACUGGACACACGCUUCUCAUCAGUGCCAUGCCUGUAACACACACUCCACAGAUAGCAGCUUCUCCUGACACUCCAAUCCCAUCGCCCCCACAGGGUCCAGGCCCAGAUAUGUAUAAAGUCUUCCCCCAGUCUCAUUGUCCUCCGGCCAGCCCCUCGUCUUCCUCACAGACAGACCCAUGACUUCUCCCUGCACUCUUCCAAAGCAGCUGACAUAAAGGAUCGGCUUCCUUGCCCUCUAUUCAUCAUC